AUGCGUUUCUUCACCGUACUCAGCAGCCUCGCUCUCGCGGCCACUACCUUCGCCGCCCCUUCCAUCGUCGUCCACAACAACUGCGACUUCGACAUCUUCGUCACCUCAGUCGGUCAAACAACUGGCAACACAAACACAGUACAACCCGACACUCUCUGGACCGAAGAGGAGUACUUCCAGGGCAUCGGCACUGCGAUCAAGAUCGGCCGAACCGCCGCUGCUCUCUGGACUGCCAAGCCUACGCUGCACUUCAGCUACACCUACAAUAAGGGUCAGAGCAUCUACUACGACCUUAGCACUGCCUUUGGCUUCGACUUCUGGGGCGAGAAGAUCACCGUCAAGGGUGAUAAGGAUAAGGAUGUUCCUUCUAUUGAGUGGGAUGGUGCACCGGAGCCGAAUCACACCUUGUCCUACUCUGGCGAGACUGGUCUGACGCUCGAGGUUUGCGCUGCAUAG
Macroventuria anomochaeta is the source of this 456-nucleotide messenger RNA. RefSeq lists its product as uncharacterized. The coding region runs from base 1 to 456 and encodes 151 amino acids. The record is from RefSeq and is a predicted model, not a curated record. NCBI's taxonomy places the organism in Eukaryota, Fungi, Ascomycota, Dothideomycetes, Pleosporales, Didymellaceae. The transcript has a single exon.